CAAAGAGAGAGAGAGAGAGAGAGAGAGAGAGAGAGAGAGUAUGGGCAACGUAGCAGCUUGCCCUAAUAACUCUUCCAUACGCGCCGCCGUCGACGGAGGUCUGAAGACAAACGGCCACCACCAGAUGACGACGAAGGCGGAUUUGAAUGGUUGUUUUCAAAUGCCACUGCACUACCCGAGGUACAACAAAUCGGACUACGAGAAGAUGCCCGAGUGGCGAAUCGACGGUCUGCUGAAAGAAUACGGGCUGCCCGUUGGAGGAGAUAUUCUUCACAAGAGGAAGUUUGCCAUGGGAGCAUUUCUUUGGCCCGACCAACUUAAUUAGAUCAUCAUUAAAAUUAUAAUAACCUAAUUAUUUUCUGUCUGUGUGUGCUAUAAUUAAGUAGAAAUAAUUAUAAAAAAAAAUAAUUCAAUAGGUUUUUUUUUUUGUUUGGUGAGAUUAGGGAUUGAUGAUGCUACAUCAUGUAUUGUGUUAAUUACUUAUUUUAUAUAUUGUUCACUUAUGGUGAAAAAAUACUUGAUUUAUUUUACCCGGUGUAGCAUCGAUGGGAUAUGAGAAUUUUUUGUUAUAUUGUUGUGUAGAAAUAUAGAACUUUUAAUUAAAGUUGUUUUUGGGUUUA
Messenger RNA from Erythranthe guttata (spotted monkey flower), 620 nucleotides. RefSeq lists its product as hypothetical. NCBI's taxonomy places the organism in Eukaryota, Viridiplantae, Streptophyta, Magnoliopsida, Lamiales, Phrymaceae. The record is from RefSeq and is a predicted model, not a curated record.